Molecule: messenger RNA, 647 nt
Organism: Drosophila teissieri
Lineage: Eukaryota; Metazoa; Arthropoda; Insecta; Diptera; Drosophilidae
Exons: 1
Coding region: 12-515 (167 amino acids)
Source: RefSeq, a predicted model, not a curated record
UCUACAAAGCAAUGACAUGGAAACUGUGGCUGCUCCCGAUGGCAUUUCUUCUGGCCUCUUCCGAAGCCUCCUUCGACUCCUGCCACUUCAUGCUAGAAAACGAAAUUCCAUUUACCUUGGUUUGCAAGGCCGAAUACAGCACCGACCUCAAGCUGAACUAUCGAGACAUUUGGCUCAGGGCCGACAUGCCCUACUGGCUUUGGUGGAGACGACGGCCCAGUUUGGAGUUGCUGAUCUCCUUUUAUGAGUCGCCCAUUUCGCCGUGCGAGAAUGUUAGCCUAACUCUCAACUGCCUCCACUGCGCAGACUCCGAGGAGCCUGGUAUCCACAUUCGACCCGAGAGUAUCCACUGCUUCGACUUCUCCUUCUCCUACGUGCGGGACCUAAUGAAGCACUGUGGCCUGUCGCCGGCAACGAAGUUCGAUCGUGUCGCCAUUUUUUAUGCGCGGCGGGUUCCCAAUCGGGAUAUUUCCUCUCGGGCAGCCAGGACUUGGCCUUGGAUCCUGGGACUUUAACUUUCCUGAGGGAGUCGAUGCUAGGCGGAUGCCAAACGCAAGGCCGGGGGCAACUAGAGAAUCUUCUGUCAAGCGGGGGACAAGUGAUCGGAACCGUUUUUAUUCUCCUGGAAAUUCCCAUCAAAUUUUUCG